AUGCCUGAUCUCGAUUUCUUGCUCAGUAAACUUCGCAACGCUACACCAAUUUAUGUCAGCAUACCGAAUCCUCGUUGUCUUGCACUUGACAAUCAUGGCUAUGUAGUCGCAAUCGAAAGAUCACCAGCAUAUAUCGAUCGUUUUAAUGCGACAAAUCUCACACUAAUCAAUCGAACUUCAAUCCCAAUUUCAGCACAAAUUUGGAGCUUAGCAUUUAAUAACAAUGCUUAUUACAUCGGAACGGAUUCAAAUACUAUCGUAGUGGUAGACAGUAACAAUCUCACGAUGAUUAACACAAUCACUUCAACCUAUAUUAAUAAUCCGCGCGAUAUUAUGUUUCUUGACAAUGGACAAACAAUGGUAAUUGCUUCUUUCGGCAACAAUGCUCUUCUUUUUUUUAAACAAUUAGAUAGUACACCAGGGAAUUAUUCAUAUGCUUAUCAGAAAGCAGUUACUCAUUAUCCAAAUCCACAUGGCUUAUGGUAUGUGAAUGACACUUUCUUCUAUGCAACAGUAUGGUAUAACAAUGCAGUUUUAUCUUAUACUGCGAAUAGUAGUGAUAGCACAUCAUGGACGGAAAUAGUCACAAUCAAUGCUGAAUCCAUAGGAUCAACGGCCGGUGGUAGUCAUGUUAUAAUUGAUGAAUGUGGUCGAAGUUGGUUUGUAUUAGAACAAUAUGGUAUUGAAAUCUAUGAUACUGUUGGAAAUUUAAUUGGAAAUUUCAGUCUAAAAACUUCAUACUUUUUUCAUCUGUUAAUCACAGAUAAUUAUGUGCUAUAUCUAACAGAUACUCUUACGGGUCAUGCUAUGAAGAUCGAUCCAAAUAUUAAAUGCUGA
Adineta steineri is the source of this 837-nucleotide messenger RNA. The record is from the annotation of a GenBank genome assembly. NCBI's taxonomy places the organism in Eukaryota, Metazoa, Rotifera, Eurotatoria, Adinetida, Adinetidae.